This is a messenger RNA of Didymodactylos carnosus, 1959 nucleotides long. NCBI's taxonomy places the organism in Eukaryota, Metazoa, Rotifera, Eurotatoria, Philodinida, Philodinidae. The record is from the annotation of a GenBank genome assembly.
AUGACUACUUCAAAGAAGAAGAAACAGACAGUAUCAUUGCAAACUUUUCUGGCAACUGAAAAUAAUUUUGUUCCAAAAUUGGUUACCGUUAAAAGUACGAAAGAAGCAUCGUGGUCUGAUAUUGUUGAUCAAAGAGAGGCAGACAUUGAAAUUGUGGACAUCAGUAGGCUACCAACAGCGCCGAGACGUACAACAGACAUCGAUCUUAGUGAAGUGCCAAAAGAACCACCAUUUGUUGCACAUGUGGGUAAUUUAUCAUUUGAAAUUGGUGAUGAUGAUUUAAAAAAAAUAUUUGCAGAUUUACUACCGAAAUCAGCUCGUGUGAUUAAAGACGGUGCUCGUUCUCGUGGUUCUGGAUUUGUUGAAUUUGAAACACGUGAUUCAUUAUUUGAAGCAUUAAAACGAAAUGAUAAAGAAUAUUUUAGUAGAAAAAUUCGAGUAUCUGUAUCAGAAAAAAAUGAUCAACAUGAUAGUAGAAGCAAUUUUCAACGUGGUGGUGGUGGUGGUAAUCGAGAAGAAAAUACUAAAAUGAAUGGAGAUUGGCGGAGAGGGCAAGAACCUCGAGAUGAUGAUAGAAAUCGUGAUGAUGAUCGAAGACCACAAUACGAUAGACCAGGGGGUGGACGGCGAGAUGAUAAUCGUCAACGUGACAAUUUUGGAGAUCGUCAUGGAUAUGUUUCACAUCAACGACGAGAAAAUCGUGAUGAUCGUCCUCGACGUUUUAACGAUGGAGAUCGACCAUCAAUGGAUAGACCAAGAUAUAGUGGACCUUAUAAUGAUUCAAAGUGUAAAAGUGGUACACUUUUUAUUUUAUUUAUUGAUUUAGAUGAUCCUGAACGUGAAACUCCUAAAGAGCGUCCAAAAUUAAAUUUACAACCGCGCACCAAACCAUUGCUUGAAACAGAAAAUUUAUCGGUUUCUUCUUCGUCCAUAAAUGUAUCUGAUCACAAUGCUACAACUGCCACAGAGGAUACAAAUCUGAUAACAUCCCCAUCUGAUCUCGUAGAAGAACAUCAGUCAGAAGAAUCUAGACAAGAAGAACAAGAAACAGGAUCAGACAUCGUUAAUACUCGUGAACAUCAUCAUCAAGCCUCUUCAUCGAGUAAUCGUGGUGCCUCGAUAUUUGGUGGAGCUAAACCAGUUGACACAACUGCCAAAGAACUUGAAAUUGAACGAAAACUAAGAGAAACACAACUGAUACAAGCUGCAGAUCGAGAUCAAGAUGAACCAAAAAGUCGACCAAGAUAUGGAAGUCAAUCAUUACAUACUGAUGACCAGCGACGUAAUAAUGAUAGACAUACUGAUGAUAGACGUAAUAAUGCUGGAAGAAAUCGUGGAUAUGGUAAUUUUGAUCGAUCUGGUGGUGAACAAUAUGAAAAUAAUAAUCGUCGUCAAACAAAUGAUUAUGAUCGUGAUCGUGGUUAUCAGAAUCAUGAUCGUGAUCGAUAUCAAUCGAACAGAAAUGGCGGAGAUCGGGAUAGAAUGGAUAAAGAUAGGGAUCAACGACGUGGAGGUGGUAGUAGCGGAGGAAAUUACUCUUCAAGAGAAGGUCAAGGUGGUGAUAGACCGUCGUACAAUUAUCGUUCACAAUAUAACAAUAAUGAGCGAAAUCAAUAUCGCGAUAAUAACAGUCGAAAUGGAUAUACCAGAGAACGCGAUAGAGAAUAUAACAAUGAUGAGACGAACAAUUACUCGAGAAAUGAUGAUAGAAGAAGAGAAAGUGGAGGAGAACGAAAUAAAGAUUAUUCAAGGCAGCCAGGCCCACCAAGAGAACGUUAUAGUAAUGAAACAAGUUCUCGGCACUCGGAUGAACACAGUCAAUUAUGCAAUAAAUUUGAUUUAUUAGAUGAAGAUGCAGAUGCAGCGAUUAUAUCUGAUGAAGCAGAUGAUGACGAACGUCAUCAAGAUGAUGGUGAUACAAUAAAACAUCAACGAAAUGUUUUAUCAACGACUCACUAA